Mangifera indica (mango) is the source of this 306-nucleotide messenger RNA. RefSeq names its product leucine-rich repeat extensin-like protein 3. The transcript is spliced from 2 exons. The record is from RefSeq and is a predicted model, not a curated record. Lineage: Eukaryota; Viridiplantae; Streptophyta; Magnoliopsida; Sapindales; Anacardiaceae. The coding region runs from base 1 to 306 and encodes 101 amino acids.
AUGCAGGAUGAACCCUGCCCUUAUCCCUGCUACCCUCCGCCGACCGGAUCCGGCUCUGUCACCACCAACCCCAUCACCACCUCCACUCCACCGCCUCCGGCGACCCUUCCGCCGCCCUCUACAUCAAUAAUUUACCCUCCUCCUCAAGGGUACAACUACCCUACACCACCUUUUGGCAACAAUUAUGGAAACCCUCCUCCUGACCCUAUUUGGCCAUACUUUCCAUACUACAAUAGAAAGCCUCCUCAUAGCAUCGAGGGCGGAUCAUCGGCGGCGAAUGCGAGAAUUUUGAUGUGUCGCCAUUAA